AUGGCAGGAAUUCGAUAUACGAGAUGUAGAUAUAUUAUGAGUCGAAUUCAAGCGUUGGCUCAAAUCGGAACUAAAAUUCUUCGGGAUAAAUAUGGAAAGUCAAGUCUAUCGUCAGAAAAAGAAGUUAAUCCAGCUGAUGCAACAUUGGCGGGUAUAGCAAAUGAAGUGAAGAUUACCUGUCCAGGCUGUACAGAAAAACAAUGCUGGGAGCCAAAUUAA
Adineta steineri is the source of this 219-nucleotide messenger RNA. Lineage: Eukaryota; Metazoa; Rotifera; Eurotatoria; Adinetida; Adinetidae. The record is from the annotation of a GenBank genome assembly.